Molecule: messenger RNA, 1993 nt
Organism: Cicer arietinum (chickpea)
Lineage: Eukaryota; Viridiplantae; Streptophyta; Magnoliopsida; Fabales; Fabaceae
Source: RefSeq, a predicted model, not a curated record
UAAAUUCCCCCUUGUAUAAUCUCACACCAUGCAUCACCCUCAUCUUCUCUUUCACUCAUUUUCACUCUAAAAACAAAAAACCACACCCUCCUCAUCCAAUCCAACUAUGAAAAUCUAUCAAACUUCUCAACACUAUCAUACAUAAAUUUUUUUUUUUAAUCUCAGUGAAUCGUGACAACAAAAUCACUCUGUUAACUACAAUUCCAAUCAAAAAACAAAUGCAUAACAUUAACAAUAAAAUAUAAUACAUAUAUAUAUUUUUACAAUCUCAGUGGAUCGUGACAACAAGAUUAUUCAAUGGAUCCUUGUCCUUUUGUGCGUCUUACAAUUGAAUCUCUAUCUUUAAACAUUCCCUCACCAACAAAAUCAUCACAACUUUCAGGUAUUCAUCCUUCAACAACACCAUGCUUUUGCAACAUUCGCAUACCAAAUUUCCCUUCUCAAACCGCACUUCUCCCGCUGUCUUCAUCAUCUUCAUCUUCACCCGAAACAACCACCUCCGCCGAAGGCUUCCACCUCGACGCGGCCGCACACCGACGUCUCUCGAGCAAACCGAUUCCUCUUCGUGUCUCGGUUUUCACUGGAAGCAUGGCAACAACAUGUGGAAUCACAAAUUCAAAAUUAUUGGGUCGUGUUGUAAUUAACAUUGAUCUUAGUAAUUGUCUUUCUCGUUCUACUAUGUUUCAUAGUGGAUGGCUUGUGUUAGGAAAAAAGAAAAAGAAACAAAAUGAGAAAGGGUUUGAACCGGAGUUGAAGGGUUCGACUCGGAUUCAUUUGGUGGUUCGGUCUGAACCGGAUCCGCGGUUCGUUUUUCAAUUUGGUGGUGAACCGGAGUGUAGUCCUGUGGUUUUUCAAAUUCGGGAGAAUAAUAUUAGACAACCGGUUUUUAGUUGCAAGUUCAGUGCGGACCGGAACUCUAGAUCAAGGUCUAAUGCUUCAGAUUUUGCAAACACUCCAAGUAGAUGGAGAAGAACAUUGAAAGGCGUAAGAGAUCGUCAUGGAAAGGAAAGAAAAGGUUGGAUGAUAAUUGUCCAUGAUCUCUCCGGCUCACCGGUUGCAGCUGCAUCGAUGGUAACCCCAUUUGUCCCCUCCCCGAGUUCGGACAGAGUAUCGAGAUCAAAUCCAGGUGCAUGGCUCAUUCUCCGUCCGAAUAGCGCCUUUUCAUCGAUGAGUAGCUGGAAACCGUGGGGACGGUUAGAAGCAUGGAGAGAAAGAGGUCAUGAAGAUGGCUUGGGAUAUAAGUUUGAACUUGUGACUGAAAAUAAUGGAAUACCUAUUGCUGAAUCCACAAUGAAUAUGAAAAAAGGUGGUUCAUUUUGCAUUGAUUAAAAAAUUAUGAAAGAGUGUUAUGGAUUGUUGUGUUCAAGGUUACCAAGUAAAGGGUUUGUGAUGAGUUCAAGUGUUGAAGGUGAAGGAAAAAUUAGUAAACCUUUUGUGCAAGUUGGAGCACAGCAUGUUACAUGUAUGGCUGAUGCUGCUUUGUUCAUUGCAUUAUCAGCUGCUAUUGAUCUUAGUAUGGAUGCUUGUCAACUUUUCUCUCAUAAACUUAGGAAAGAACUUUGUCAUGAUCAAGAACAUGUUUGUUUUUCAAAAUAAUAUGGAUAAAAUGUCAUUUUAGUUUCUGAAAGUGUAGACCAUUGACACUUUUAUCACUGAUUCAGUUAAAAAUUUAAAUUAGUUAUUGAAUCAUCAAAAUAGUUUUUGAAAGAUACAAUUUACUAUCAUAAAAGUCCAUGAAAGAUACGACUUAUUGUCAACUUACUAUGAUUUGAUGAUUAAUUUGGAUUUUUGGUUGAGUCAAGGACUAAAAUGACAAUGCUCUGCACUUUUAGGGACUAAAAUUAUGAUUUACCUAUAAUCAUAUACUUGAAGAGAAUGAAAUUAUCAGUAUUGUCAAUUACUGAUAGCGGAAAGUAAUAGAUUUUUUAAAUUAUGCUAAGUUACAGUAAUAUAGGAUUGCUAUAGCUGAUAUCAAGCAACAUUUUUAUAUUAA